This is a messenger RNA of Haliotis rufescens (red abalone), 4737 nucleotides long. Its product is annotated as kelch-like protein 12. Lineage: Eukaryota; Metazoa; Mollusca; Gastropoda; Lepetellida; Haliotidae. The record is from RefSeq and is a predicted model, not a curated record. Gene Ontology annotation, molecular function: protein binding. The transcript is spliced from 2 exons. Bases 397 to 2187 code for a protein of 596 amino acids.
UCCGGGUGGAAAAGUGCGUCUGCUACGGGAAUGUUGGUAUGUGCUGUAAAUAAAUACUGCAUAUCGUCACUACUCUUUCGACAUGAAAUUGGGUCACCGUGUCACCUUCAAUUCUAUAUGUUUGUCACGUGUAUUGUGCGUGCACUGAUAUACCGUACUAACUAAUCUGGAAGGCCUCCUGCAAAUAUACCCAUGCUGACUGUUGUGUUGAGACAUUUUCUCGUUGAAUUUGUCUUCGGAAACACACCAUCACGUACCCACAGUCUAUCACGAGCUUGACUUUUGUCAUUGUGAUAUUGCCGUGGUAUUGGUACAACAACAACAACUGAUAUAAACUUGACUUGUGUGAGAAUCGGCUUGGACUUGUGAAGUUGAACAGGAAUUCUGGAAGGUAAAAUGGAUGAGGAUAAUACACAACCACCUACCUCCCUCUUUGACAGCUACCGUACUGAAGUAUUCAGCUAUCAUGGAAUGGAAAACUAUAGCCUAGCAUGGAACCACUUUGAAAAGUGUCGCCAACUUGGACAGUUUACUGAUAUUAUCAUUCGAGUAGAGGGAAAAGAGUUUCCAUGCCACAAGAUCCUUCUCGAUUCUUGCUGCCCAUAUUUCAGUGCAUACUUCUCCUUCUCAAACACAGAACAGCAAAACACUGUUUGUCUGAAGGGAGUUUCUUUAAGUAGUUUCACAAAACUGAUCGACUUCAUUUACACAGCUACAUUGACAGUAUCUGCAGAUGAAGUGAUAGAUCUAUUAGAAUGUGCAGAUUUCCUCCAGCUGAGGGACCUUGUUCAUGCAUGUAGUGGUUUUCUUCUUCAGCAUAUCAACUAUGAUACCUGUCUAAAAAUAUUUCAACUAGCUGAGGCUCAUCUAUUGCCAGACCUUAAAGAAGCAGCAUGGGAAUAUAUUCAAACCCAUUUCAAAGAUGUUGCACAAAGUGAGUCCUUCCUCCACACUCCAAAAGAUCUCCUCAACAGAAUAGUCACAAGCAGAACUCUGAAGGUGGAUUCUGAAAUGAUAGUUUUGAAAUCCAUAAUAAACUGGGUCAUAUUUAGACAGAAUGACAGAAAGAGAGACUUGUGUGAUUUGAUUUCUCCUCUUGGACUCAGUCAGACAGAUGUUGAUACUGCUGAUGUUUUGUCGAUGUGUGGCAAAGAAAUGUACGACCAGCUGAUGAACUGUACUGGUGUUACCAGGAUUUCCAGAUAUGAGCAGGUGAUGGUUGUUGUGAGUCGGGACACAAAUUCAAGUCAAUACAGCACCAAUGAUGUCUUCUUCUACAACCCCGAAACCAGUAGAUGGCACACGAUGACCUCAUUUCCAUUUGAGAAACGACAUCAUUUUGGAGUGGCUUUGCGGAACAACAAACUCUACCUUACUGGAGGGGUAACCACUGAGGUGCCUCUUUAUGACAAACAGAAGCAAAUAUUCUCCGAGGCAUGGGAGUAUGAUGUCUUGGCAGACACAUGGAGACAGGUACAGUCAAUGAAUGGCGUGAGAUACAACCAUAGCAGUGCAACACUUCAAGACUUAGUCUAUAUUGUAGGUGGGCGGGGCAACAGGAAGAUCACAGUCAGACCUGAUGGAGAAGUAUACAACGCAGCCACAGACCAGUGGACCAGUCUCCCUGCUAUCAAAGAAGUUCAGGGAAUUGGAAAUGCAGCUCUGACUCCUCUCGAUGGCAAGCUGUACCUGCUGGGUGGAAUGCAUAGCUCUGUUGCAGCAGGGAGAAGGGAUGUGUCGUUUGACUCCUACAAAGGUGCUCAGUACUAUAACCCAUUAGACAAUGAAUGGCAUGAUCUUGCAAUACUGUCUUCCCAGAUUGAUGCCGAGGACUUGCGUCUCAGCAGAACAGACUGUGUAGCAGUCGAUGGAUUUUUGCUUCUCAUCAAUGACCAACCGGGCAAGAGAUUAAAAGUUUACAAUCCUGUAACAAACAGAUUAAGCGAUUUCAUCCUGUCCCAUGGCUAUCACAAAUUUGGUGGAUGUCACAUAUUCAGAGAUGAGUUGGUGAUAUCAGGUGGACUUGAGGACAAAUUCCGUGCCCAUGACAUGGUACAUUGCUUGGAUCUGAAUGGGCCUCCAUCAGACUGGAAAAUGUUAAGUCCUCUACCAGUGUCAUUGUCUCACCACACAUGUCUCAAUGUGUAUGUGGAUCUCAAGGCCCUGAAUGAUCGAGACAAUUCAUGAGUACAUCAACCGUUGUGUGUCUUUAACAUCAAACCCUAAGUUACUUUGUUAUACCUCAUACAUGUAUAUUAAAGAGUGAAAUCUAGUUUACAAGAAAAGUUUAGAAGAUUGACAGGAUUUAGGCACAAAUAAACACAGACUGUGUGAAUUGAAAGUAUUCAAGUUCUUGUGAUCCUUCACUACUCCAGUAAUUGGGCUUGCUAGAAUUUGGAAAAUAUAGAUGUUGAAUUAAACAUGGGAGGCCUAACGACAUGCCUUAAGCUAUCUGUUUUUCUAAGGAUUUUAUUUUAUCUUAUUUGGUUUACAGAGCCGCCGACCCCAAUAAUCAGGAAUAUAGAAAAAAAGUCCAGUUUGAAGCUUUUUGUUAUUGACACUGAUCAUGAUAAUCACACGUAUGACUACAAAUUCAUCAAUUAUGUCCCUGUCUGACUGAGACAAGUGGUAAUUGGUCGGUGAUCCAUAAUUGUUAGCUCAAAUAGUAUUCAUAGCUUCACUUGUACUCCAGAACAUAAGUCUGUAAACCAUUAAGUUAAAAAAAGAAAGGCCUUUGUUUCAUUUGUAUAAUUUGGUUAUUGAAGAGAUCCCAGGUGGUAUUUUAUAGAGUUAUUAUACUUGAUGAUGCCAAUGAUGACAGUUACUUAAACAGAGUUGUAUAUUUCACUCACAAGAAAGUCAAGGGGUCCUAACCCUAAUAUUAAAAGUUAGAAAUAGAGCCUUAAGUCACUGUAGCUCACCUAACUUAUGGUUAUUACAUUUGCACAAAGUUUAAAACCUAUGCCUUGUGAUUAAGAAUAAGAUUUUGAACUUUUCGUAACACACACACAGUUUCAAAUUUGUUGGUGUGGUUGUCUGUGGAUGAAUUCAUGGGUGAAACGGUCACUUAUUUAAUUAGUGUUUUUCUGUCAGCAUUAGCAUUUUUAUUAGACUGAUUUAAUCUGUUGGUGUGUUAGUUCAAUUAGUUAUCUGGGAGAUUGUAGAAGUGUGUAUCUGAAUAUUUAUUACCCAUUUGAUAUUCAGUUCAGAUCAUUUUGUUGUAGGGAUAUUGUCAUGUUUCUUCACCUGAAUACUAAGCACAUUGGUAUAUGGUUUCUACAUGGGAAAAUAGGUGUUAUUUGAGGAUAAUAGAGGUUUAUUCCUCAGGAAUGAAGGGUCACUUAUUUUGUUUAUUGGUUAAAUCAUUGUAAUCAAAUAUGAUUUUCUUCACAUGCCAGGACAACACUACACAAACCCAACAUCAACUAGCAUUAGUUCAUGCAAUCAACCAUUGUCUGUUUAUGGGCCUAUGGCCUUCUUACUGAAUAAACUGUCUGUCUGUCUGCCUAACAUCAACUUCAUUACCAGGCCUUCUGCCAGCACUUAAUUUAGCAUAUUAUUCAUACACAAAACAAUUGGAAUGUUUUUUUGAAAGAGAGAGAGAGGGAAUGUAAAUAAAAACGAAACCAAGACUAUUAUUUGGUUUAGCCUUAAUUGUGUUUUUUUCGAAUUAAAAUGUGUAUGUCUUUUAUGGUCAGUUUUAGGAAACUCACAUAAAGAAGUUUGAUGAUAGGCAUGUAAGAGUAAUACCCUGACUUUCAAGGUGUAUGAGCCCAUACACCUAUUCUACAGUUUCAUCUUGAGACGUGAAAGGACUAAGUUGAGGAGUCUUAAUGAACGAAAUAGUUGGCCAAUACCCAGUGGAAACUAUGAUUUGAACUUAUGCCCAGAUCAGGGUGACUAACCAUUUAUUUACCUUUUCCAUUUACAGAAGUAACAAGACAUUAUAGAUUUAAAACCAAAACAUUCUUGUUCCUCCACUCAGCCCCGGUGCCAGAGUGGUCAUAUUUACUUUUAGUGACUUGACAAAUGACAAUCAAAAGGGUUGGAGUUGGUAUCACAAGUGGUAGAGUUUACAAUUGCUGUCAACUUUGAUUUUAAUUCAUGGGUGGAGGAAAUCGUCAGGUAAACAGAGCUGUGUGUUCGGCCAAUACACCUACGGAUAAAUAUAAGAAACAAUGGCAACAAGACAUGGGAUACAUGAUCAGGGAUAAUUCUUGGGUGGGGUCUUGUUCUUUUAGCCCCUAAUUUGAAAAAAGGCCCAUAUUUUCAAAUACAAUGGGGCAUUUAACAUUGCGCUGUAUGGGCAUACCUCUAGAAUAUAUUACAUUUUCACAUAAAGGGCCCAUGUCAGAAAAUUCCUAGUGUCAUCCCUGUAUGACUACAGAGACGAUGGAUAUAUCCAAUAAUGUUAAUACUUGAUUCAUAAAUAAUUACAUUGCAUGUUCUUUGACAGCAUUGAAUUAGGUGUUGUGAACCUUUGUCUGAAUUGUGUGAAAGCCUGUUACCCAUCCUUGAAUACAAGUCAUUUGACACAGGGCAGUCUUAUAAUCUGGAUAUACAUGAUCAUGAUGAUAUUAGGGAUAAUGAAUAUAUAUAUUUGUGUUUUUUGUAACUUGAGUAUUAUUUCAUUUUUGAGCAUUAUCAAAAUAAUUGUUUGAUUUAUCACAUACCUUUGGGGUUUUAUACACAUACAAAAUGAGAAGGGAUGCAAAUAAAAUGUACUAUGAAUCCAUU